GGUCUGAGGUUGGGUUGUCGGCCGCUUGGAGGAGUUGAGUGGACCCGGAAGGCAGGGCCCUGGGCCCGGGCCGGAGCCAGUGUCAGAGCCUGAGCUUGAGGCUGGUAGAUUGUAAAUCAGGUUCCCGUCGGCGGUAAGAUGGCGGCGGACGUGGCCUCCAGGCUCCGGCGGCAGCUGGAAGCCCCCCGCUUCGAGCCGGCCCAGUACGUGAAGCAGCUGUCGCAGCAGUCCGACGGUGACCGCGACCUGCAGGAGCACCGACACAAGAUCCAGAGCCUGGCCGACGAGACGGCGCAGAACCUGAAGAAGAACGUCUACAAGAACUACCGGCAGUUCAUCGAGACGGCCCGGGAGAUCUCCUACCUGGAGAGUGAGAUGUACCAGCUCAGCCACAUCCUCACCGAGCAGAAGGGGAUCAUGGAUGGCCUCACCCAGAUGCUGUUAACCGCUGACAGGGAGCAGCAGCAGGGGUCCCGCCAGCUGCAACCCCCCGUGGGCACCGGCGGCGGGACCUCGGCGUCCUCCCUCGGCUCCUCCAGCAGCAGCAGCACCACCACCGCCGCCGCCGCCGCCACCACCUCCUCCGAGGCCUUCCUCAUCCUGCCCCGGGAGGCCGAGGAGCACAAGCAGCGCACCCUCACCACCCUGCUGGAGAAGGUGGAGGGCUGCCAGGACAUCCUGCAGACCCCGGGCCGCUACCUGGUCUACAACGGCGACCUGCUCGAAUGCGAUGCCGAGAGCGCCGCUCAGAUCCAGAGGGUGCACGCCUUCCUCAUGAACGACUGUCUGCUGGUGGCCGCCUGGCUGCCCAGCCGCCGUGGGGCCGUUCGCUACCGCUACGACGCCCUGUAUCCACUGGAUAGCUUCGCAGUGGUUAAUGUCAAGGACAACGGGCCCAUGCGGGACAUGUUCAAGAUCCUCCGGUUCCCCGACACGCGGGUCUUCCAGGCCGAGAACGCCAAGGUCAAGAAGGAGUGGCUGGAGAUCCUGGACCAAACCAAGAAGAACAAGGCCCUGACUGAGCGCCUGGAGGUGGAGAAAGAGGAAGCCAAGGCCCGGUUGAUGGUGGCUGAGGAAGAGAAGCAACAAAGGCCUCUGUCACCAAAAACUAACCCGUUUGAGGAUGAGUCUGAUCCGGCCAUGGAGUUGGUGGACCUGAGCCUGGAAUGGAUUCAAGAGCUGCCCGAGGACCUGGACGUCUGUAUUGCUCAGCGGGACUUUGAAGGGGCUGUUGACCUGCUGGACAAAUUGACAGAGUACCUGAGUGGAGCAACCAGCCAGCCUGGGGUGCGUCAGCUGAGGAGUCGCGUAGAUCAGAGGGUCCGCCGCCUGACUGAUGUGCUGAUGUAUGAGUUGUCUCCUGGCCGCUCGCUUCGAGGUGGUCCACGGGCAACCCGCCGUGCUGUUUCUCAAUUGAUCCGACUGGGUCAAUCCACCAAAGCCUGUGAACUCUUCUUGAAGAACCGGGCGGCUGCUGUGCAGACAGCAAUCCGGCAGCUGCGCAUUGAGGGUGCCACCCUGCUGUAUAUCCACAAACUCUGCAACAUCUUCUUUACUGGCCUGCUGGACACAGCCAAGGAGUUUGAGAUGGACUUUGCUGGUGACAGUGGCUGUUACUCAGCUUUUGUGGUGUGGUCACGCUCAGCAACUCGGCUGUUUGUGGACGCCUUCAGCAAGCAGGUAUUUGACAGCAAGGAGAGCCUGUCGACCACGGCCGAGUGUGUGGAAGUGGCCAAAGAACACUGCAGCAAGCUCAGUGAGAUCGGCCUGGACCUCACCUUCACUCUUCAGAUGCUGCUGGUCAAAGAUAUCAAGGCAGCCCUACACAGCUACAAGGGCAUUAUCAUGGAGGCCACCAAGCACCGGAAUUCAGAAGAGAUGUGGCGAAGAAUGAACCUGAUGACACCUGAAGCCUUGGCAAAAUUGAAGGAGGAGAUGAAAGCCAGUGGCAUCACCAAUUUUGAUCAGUACACUGGUGACGACUGCUGGGUCAAUCUCAGCUACACCAUUGUGGCCUUCACAAAGCAACUGAUGGCCUUCUUGGAGGAAGGGCUGAAGCUGUACUUCCCUGAGCUGCACAUGGUCCUUUUGGAAAGCCUGCGUGAGAUCAUCCUGGUGGCUGUGCAACAUGUCGACUACAGCCUGCGCUGUGAGCAGGACCCAGAAAAGAAAGUCUUCAUUCGUGAGAAUGUUUCAUUCCUGUAUGAGACUGUGCUCCCUGUGGUGGAGAAACGUUUUGAGGAAGGAGUUGGAACACCAGCCAAGCAGCUCCAGGAGCUCCGCAAUGGAUCUCGAAUCAUUCGUGUCAAUCCAGAAAGCACUAAUUCAUUUGUGUAAGCUGCAGGAGUAUUUACAGAUGAAUCAAUGAUUGCAGACAUUCCCUGCACAGCCAUACAAUUUUUAUUAAUUGCUUAAACAGUUUAUGCGGCAUUAGUGUUAAUGGGACUUAUCAUGAACUUGCUACCUUAAUGAAUAUACAGCAUGAAGAUCAAUGUUUUCCAGUAGAUGUGAGCUGCCAGUUUCAUUUUCACUUCUCCUGUAUUUUUGUGACUUGUUGUAUUCCACUAGUAAAAACACUUGUGACAGUA
Messenger RNA from Chiloscyllium plagiosum (whitespotted bambooshark), 2588 nucleotides. It is a transcript of the gene exoc8, whose product is annotated as exocyst complex component 8. Gene Ontology annotation, cellular component: exocyst. The record is from RefSeq and is a predicted model, not a curated record. Gene Ontology annotation, biological process: exocytosis; Golgi to plasma membrane transport; intracellular protein localization. NCBI's taxonomy places the organism in Eukaryota, Metazoa, Chordata, Chondrichthyes, Orectolobiformes, Hemiscylliidae.